UAUAUCCUCUCAACGCGUUCACAUUUCGCGAUUGUUUUCAAAAACAACUAAUUGAUCUUCGCACUCCCAACUAACAGCUCUAUCAUGGCGCGUACUAUUUAGGAGUGUGUGAUGAACUUGCUUGAAGUUUGGAGAAAAUAACAAAGUUUUAAGUGAUGUAUAGGAGCGAAUAAGGACACAUGAGAGGAUGAUUAUGGUGCAGACGUCGAGUGGAAUAAGGUCAACAGUGUGGCUAUCUCUUCUACAUGGAUGCCUUUUCUUCAUAGCUGACUCCGGCACUGAUGCUCCAGAUUCAAGCACAGACAUGUCUUCACGGCAGUUUAAGGCAGAGUUUCUCCACGAAUGGCAGGGCACGCCUGACGCUCCCUACUUCGACCCGAGCACUCCGAGGAACAUUACCGGUUUAGUUGGACAUCCCGUGCGGUUGUUGUGCCGAGUUAAAAAUCUUCAAAAUAGAACCGUGUCAUGGGUACGUCACCGGGACAUCCACCUGCUGACAGUGGGUCGGUACACGUACACGUCAGACCAGCGCUUCGAGGCGCAACACAAGCCCCGCUCUGAGGAGUGGGCGCUACGGAUUAGAAGUCCGCAGCGGCGAGACUCAGGACAAUAUGAGUGUCAGAUCUCUACCACGCCGCCUGUCGGUCACGCCGUGUACCUUAAUAUAGUAGAGCCAGAAACAAUAAUUUUGAGUGGAUCAGAGCUGUUCAUACAGAAAGAAUCUACGAUCAACUUAACCUGCAUAGUUCGACACACCCCUGAGCCACCUACUUCCAUAACCUGGAGUCACGGAGAGCAGGUAAUAAAUUUUGAUUCAGCUAGAGGAGGAAUAUCAUUAGUUACCGAGAAAGGGUUGAAGAGUACGAGUCGUCUAUUGAUACAGCGGGCGAAAGCAUCUGAUGCGGGAAUUUAUACAUGUGGCCCGAACAACGCACCCCAGGCAGCUAUAAGGGUUCAUGUAUUAUCUGGUGAGCACCCGGCAGCUAUGCAGCAAGGAUGCGCUAGAUCUGUUCUAGAAACUUCAGUUUUAUUUAUUUGUAUUAUUUUAAUAUCAUCUAUAUUACUAUUAAAUGAUUUGCAGAUUUUAACGUGAAAAUAAAGCUGGCACAUGGUUUGCUUUUUGUAAAACAAAAUAAGGAAAUUAAGUGUGAGUUAUGCAUAGAUUUAUAAUUCGAAUGGAAUGUAUUGUGUUUAUAUACAUUUACAAAUUCCAAAACCAAUUCACUACAAGUAAUAAUUUAUGAAUCUCUUCUAAGAAAAACUUACUAAAUGGAAUUUGUAAGUGUUAAACCUAUAAAAAUUACUUUACAUUACUUGCCCUGAAUCAUGAGGAACCCUAAGCAUCCUACUAUGAGAAAAGCUAUUUAUAAUGUUUAUUUAUUGCAUUUACAUCGAGAGAAAAAAUACUAUAAAAAUAAGUUGAUAAUAUAUUUGUACAGUGUAGUUUUACGCGCAAAAUGAUACAAGAAAUUAAUACAUACAAACCGGUCAACGUAACUCGGGACCUGAGUCGAAAAGCGACCAUUCUCCCUCUCCGCGUUCCCCACCCCGCCGUCGUCGUUUUACUAUCGUCAGCAACUUAGCACACUGAGCACCUGUAGAUUAUUAUCAGGCAGCGUUUUGUGAUUAUAUGCUCAGUAAGUAACCAAAAAAACACUCGGUAAGUAAAAAAAAGCUGGACCGAAAAUUUAAAAUCUUAUUUCACUGGCCUACUUCAACCGUUUUUGUUGGGUUUUUCUCGCUGACCGUACUUCCUAGAACUGUCAGUCGAGCCAG
Leptidea sinapis is the source of this 1776-nucleotide messenger RNA. RefSeq names its product zwei Ig domain protein zig-8-like. The record is from RefSeq and is a predicted model, not a curated record. The transcript is spliced from 7 exons. Gene Ontology annotation, cellular component: neuron projection membrane. Bases 188 to 1093 code for a protein of 301 amino acids. NCBI's taxonomy places the organism in Eukaryota, Metazoa, Arthropoda, Insecta, Lepidoptera, Pieridae. Gene Ontology annotation, biological process: synapse organization.